Molecule: messenger RNA, 2749 nt
Organism: Daktulosphaira vitifoliae (grape phylloxera)
Lineage: Eukaryota; Metazoa; Arthropoda; Insecta; Hemiptera; Phylloxeridae
Product: L-asparaginase
Exons: 13
Coding region: 288-2297 (669 amino acids)
Biological process (GO): amino acid metabolic process
Molecular function (GO): protein binding; asparaginase activity
Source: RefSeq, a predicted model, not a curated record
GAAAUAAGAAACCAGUGAAUUUAUAUUUUAGUACGCAACGUGUUGUGUUCGUGUGUGCAGUGAAACGCUGUUGUACGGACUCAUUAAUUUAGUUGACUUGGCCGAGAUAGACAUACUUUUUUUAAACAGUUUCAAUCAUUUUACUAAAUAUAAGUUCCAAGAUCGUUUUUGUUUGAAUCGAAUAAAAGAUAAAAUAACGUACAUCUAAUUUCAAGAGGAUUCCAUUAUUUGUAUAAUAUUUAAUUCUGAGUCAAUUUUAAUAAACCCACAAAUUUCUGUAAUCUGGUAUGGAUAAAUCUGAGAUACUCAAUGGGAUUGUCAACACCACCAUUUUACACUCUGAUUAUAAACAAACUAAUGGAUAUUCAAAAAACGUUAUAACAAAUGGUACUCAUGAAAAAAAAAAUGUUGAAUCUACCGUUACAAAUGACUUGUAUUCCAAUAAAAGUGCCAACACUUAUCAUAACUUCUCCAGGAGCCGGUGUGAUUCCAUCACUUUAGAUGAUGACAAAGAGUCCAAAAUUUUGGUCAUUUACACGGGUGGCACUAUAGGAAUGAUGCGAAACAAUGACGACGUAUUAGUCCCUACACCAAAUAGUUUUGAAAGAAAAAUCAAACAAGAUCCCCAUUUGUAUGAUGCUGCAUAUGCUCAAAAGAAAUAUGGACCAGCCAUGAAUUCUAGCCCACUUGUUUUACCAAAGGUUAAAGGAUUCCGAAGAAUUAUUUACUCAAUAUAUCAAUAUAAUGAACUUCUAGAUUCUAGCAAUAUGAGUAUAAAAGACUGGAAACAAAUAGCUGAAGAUAUAUGGCAAGCAUAUGAACUGUAUGAUGGAUUUGUCGUUUUACAUGGCACUGAUACAUUGGCUUACACUGCAUCUGCAUUAUCAUUUAUGUUUGAAAAUCUUGGAAAAACUGUUAUAAUUACUGGAGCACAACUUCCAGUGUUUGACUUAAGGACUGAUGGAAAUGAUAAUUUUGUCAAUAGUUUACUUAUAGCUGGCAACUAUAAUAUACCAGAAGUAACAAUAUUUUUCCACAACAAGCUUUUGAGAGGGAAUAGGACUGUAAAAAUAGACAGUGAAAAUUUUGAUGCUUUUGAUUCACCAAAUGUACCUCCUUUAGCUAUUGCAGGCAUUGAAAUAAAUGUAUCAUUUAGACAGAUAUACAGACCUAAAACUAUAGAGAAAUUUUCUGUUCAUUUGUCUUUGAAUGAACAUGUUAGUUUAUUGAGAAUAUUUCCAAACAUAACCGCUGACACUGUUAGAACGUUUUUACAACCACCAAUUGAAGGUGUAGUUUUACAAACUUACGGGGCCGGUAAUUUACCAUGUAAUAGAGAAGAUAUUAUGGCUGAAGUAAAGAAAGCCACUGAUAGAGGAGUAAUGAUUUUAAAUUGUAGUCAAUGUAGCAAGGGUUCAGUAAACAGUGUUUAUCAAACUGGACAUAUAUUAAAUCAAGUUGGUGUAAUAUCUGGAAAUGAUAUUACCCCUGAAGCCGCAUUAGCUAAACUUUCUUAUGUUUUAUCCAAAGAUGAUUGGGAUUUCAACACAAAGAGAAUGAUGCUUGGCAGGAAUUUAAGAGGUGAAAUGGGCGGAGGAAAAUCUGAGCAGCCAAAUACUUUAGCUGAAUGGGAUCUAGUUGAUGCAGUUGCUCGUACUCUUCAUGUUUCCAGCCCUCACGAGUUAAAUGUGUUAGGCGCUGUUUUAUUCCCUGCUAUGUUAAGUAAUGCUAUUGUUCGUUCAGACUUAACAAAGCUAGAUGAAUUGAAAGGAUUUGGAGCUGAUUUUUCUGCUCAAAAUUCUGAUGGUCGUACAGGUUUACAUUUGGCAUGUGCUUUAGGUAAUCUAAAAGUUGUUCGUUAUCUGUUAUUAAAUGGAUCUAGUGUACAUAUUAAAGAUAGGUUUGACCGAACGCCUAUUAUUGAUGCUGUGGAAAAUGACCAUAUUGAAGUUAUUAAAUUAUUACGAAGAUGUGGUGCUCAUUUAAACAGCCAUCCAAAAUAUAUUGGUCAGCAAUUAUGCAAUGCUGCUGCAAAAGGGAAUAUUAAUAGAUUAGAAUCUUAUGCUACAGCUGGAGCUGAUAUAGCUACUUUAUCUGAUAUUAAUGGUCGAACAGCAUUACAUACAGCAGCACUAUUGAACCAUGAAGAUGUUAUUGAUUACUUAAUAGAUAAUCAGUUUGCUGAUGGAGAAAUAUUAGAUUUAAUGUCAGUGAGUCCGAUAGAAAUAGCUAGGCGAAAAGGACAUACAAACAUUCUAGAAAAAUUAAUGAACUUAUCAAAGUAUAUAAAUAAAUGAAUUGUACCAAUUGCGUUUUUUCUUUAUAAAUUACCUAUGACUAAUUAUUAGGUACAUGUUUUGUAAGACAUGAUAAAGGCUAGUGUUUUUGACAUUAUAAAUUUAUAAUAUUUUGUAUUAUUUAUAAUUUUAUUUGGGUUAAUUAUAAAAACAAUGUUUAAGUAUUGCAUUAAAUUAUAAAAAUAUAAUAAUUUUUCUGAACUAUUGUUAAAAUAUUGAAGUAAUCAGUCAAAACAAAUAUGUAUAGUUUAUUUAUUAAUAAUAUAUUAAAGUACUACUAUGUAUGGAACACAUACUGUAAAAAUAAUUACAUUAAAAAUAAAAUAUAAAAUUUUAUAAUUCUCAAAAUAUUUUUUUUUUUUAAUUUUUUUUUUAUAUUUUUUCUUUGUAAUUUUUAAAUACCAUAUUAAUGUACUUAAAAAAAAUAAAAGAAGAAAAAUGUAAUUUUAACA